CAACAUGUCUUCACACUGGGACAGAACAUUGGUUGGAAUUACCUGCUGUGUAGUGACUGUGACCAUUUGGGCUCUGUGCUUUUGGCAGCUUGUCCUCAGGUUUAAAACAGACAGCACAGAAUCUCUGGUACCUCCAUGCUUCUGUAUCAAUGGUGGUGUCUGUUGGAAUGGAGCCUGCGUGUGCCCAGAGGAAUGGGUGGGAUCUCUUUGUGAGAUAGCUAAUUUCUGUGAAGCCAGUACUUACACAGUGAACAUCUCUGAAGGCAUUAUAAGAAACCUUACUUUUGAACGAAUUAUAGUGGGUAAAUAUGGCAACUCCGGAGAAAAAUGUGAACCUCAUACUGUGAAUGGUAACAUUUCAAUAGCAAUCCGGAUGUGCUCCAGAAAAGGGACAAAUAUUGUUUUAGAGUCCCCCAAGAUUCUUAAUUGUUAUGAAAGUCUGGACUCCUUAGCAUUACAGAUUGACGCUGCAAACUCCAGCAAUGUUACAGAUAUUGCGAAUAACAUUCAAAUCCUCACCUCCAUGCCAGAGCAACUGACCACACAGAACAUCUCUAAUGCUGCAAACAUCGCAGUGCAUAUCCUUCAAAAGCCAAAUGUUUCACAUGACUCUGAGGCGUCUGUGGCAGUGAUGGCUACAGUGAGUCAGCUCUUGGAUGCCAACGAAACAGAAUUCAAGGACAAUUAUCUUGAUGAUAUUUCAACAAGACUCACAAAAACACUGGAGGAAUUUUCUUUGACAGGCAACAUCUCACAGCCCAAUGUUGCAAUCCAGUCUGCCCCACUGAAAUUAAACUCCUCUACAGUUCUGUUUUCUGCACUGAGAAGCACAACACAGAACUACCCAUCAACAGAACUAGAAGUACAGGAAAAUGUCGCAGGGCUUCUCCAUGAUCUCAGAACUGAAGUUCAGAUACUGCUCAACAUUACAGGUAACAGUUCAUCAAACAAUGGAAGAGUUGGCUUUGUGUUGUAUCAAAAUGACAAACUUUUCCAGUCAAGGAUUUAUCAGAGUAACAGUGGUUUCUCUAAAAAAAUAAUUUCUGGCAACAUUGAUGGUGGAAGUACCAGCAGUGUUGAAAUAGCCUUCAGCCCCAAGUACAACACAUCUGAGCUGCAGCUCCAUGAUCAUGCCUGUGUGUUUUGGAACUACACUGCCAACGACUGGAGCACCGUCGGCUGCGCAAAAGGAAGAGACCAGUUCUUGAGAUGCAUGUGUAAUCAUACUACUAAUUUUGCUGUCCUGAUGGCCUUUAGAAUCAAAUAUAAAUAUGCGAAGCCUUUGGAGUAUAUUUCUUACAUUGGUCUCGGAUUUUCCAUGGCUGGUCUGGUCAUUACCAUUUUGUUUCAAAUAUUCACUAGGAAAACUCGAAAGUCAUCCGUAACGUGGAUGUUAGUGAGUCUCUGUUUCUCUAUGCUCAUUUUUAACAUCAUCUUCAUCUGUGGAAUUGAAAACAAAAAUGCCAGGAACCACAGCAGCAAUACCACCAGCUACUACCAGCAAUCCCUCUCUUACGAUACUGCCAGCAACACUUUACUCACAUCUGACAUCAUAGAUCCUCCUGCUGACUCUCGAUGCACAGCCAUGGCUGUCCUACUGCACUAUUUUUUGUUGGCAACAUUUAUGUGGACAGCAGUCAAUUCUACACAAUUAUACUUAUUGCUGCUCAGAGCCAUGAAGCCCCUGCCUGGACACUUCCUCUUAACCAUGUCAGUAAUUGGAUGGGGAAUCCCUGCUGUAGUAGUUGCAAUAACACUUGGAGCUACUUACAGAGAAGGAAAAGCUUUAAACUACCGACAAGAAGAAUUUUGCUGGCUUGCAGCACUGGAUCAAAAUAAGAAUUUCAGUAUGCAAAAGCCCAUGUUGUGGUCAUUCCUCUUGCCAGUAGCACUUAUACUCCUGUUUAACAUCAUUGUCUUCAUCAAGAUCAGUGUCUGUGUGAUAUGGAAGAAGAACAAAAAUUUGACAAGGAAUAAAAAGGAUUCAUUUAUGAAAAAGAUGAUUGGCACUAUCUCUAUAGCGGUAGUGCUUGGAAUCACCUGGAUGAUAGGCUACCUCAUGUUAAUAAGUCAUGAAGAAACAAGUUUAGUUUUCAGCUAUCUAUUUUGCAUUUUGAAUACUACCCAGGGACUUCAGAUUUGCAUUCUGUACACUUUCAGAUCAUCAAUCUUCAAGAAAAAAGUUUCUGAAGUGUUUCCUGUUCUCCGAGAGCCAGAAGUACCAUUGUAUCUACAUUCAAAAACUUACUAUGUUUCAAGAGCAGAGCUUGCGAAACAUUCACAGGAAACAUUCAGAGCAACUCAGACUUUUUCAGAUAAUAUUUCCUUAUCUACCGUCCCUAACGGGAUUUAG
Molecule: messenger RNA, 2353 nt
Organism: Calypte anna (Anna's hummingbird)
Lineage: Eukaryota; Metazoa; Chordata; Aves; Apodiformes; Trochilidae
Gene: ADGRG7
Product: adhesion G protein-coupled receptor G7
Exons: 16
Coding region: 5-2353 (782 amino acids)
Biological process (GO): cell surface receptor signaling pathway; G protein-coupled receptor signaling pathway
Cellular component (GO): membrane
Molecular function (GO): G protein-coupled receptor activity
Source: RefSeq, a predicted model, not a curated record